Molecule: messenger RNA, 1608 nt
Organism: Moesziomyces antarcticus
Lineage: Eukaryota; Fungi; Basidiomycota; Ustilaginomycetes; Ustilaginales; Ustilaginaceae
Exons: 6
Coding region: 1-1608 (535 amino acids)
Source: RefSeq, a predicted model, not a curated record
AUGCUGCCAGAUCCGAGCAACGACGCCAUGCGGCGCAUCGCAGUGACAGCUUCAGAAGAAUCGAGCUCGAAAGCUUCAGACGCUACACUUUCCUGUAUCAUCAUGUCGGAAUGGUCGCAUUCGCUAGGCUACUCUGCCGCAGAUAUUUUUCCGGAUACCGAUAGCGAGGGGGAAGGAGAAGGUGGUCUUUCGACUGCCGCGGAUGGACGGGUUUCCGCUCCUACAGUCGCCGAUGACGAGGAGAAGGUCGACUUCAUCGAGACGCCAUUCACCAUUGCUGCUCGCAAUGCGCUGUUCAGAAAAGCGAGGCAGGGAGCUUUUCCUGUUCAUGAGACAGCACAGCCUAUAUCAAGCCAUGACAAGGGCAAGAGCCGGGCUCUUGAUGCGGUAGAAGUGCAUCAUAGCCAUGCCUCAGAGCUCACACGAGCGAGUGACGUUCAAGCUCCGGCGCAUCGGCUCGGCUGCCGCCAAGAGCCCAUCGAGGUCAUCGUAGUUUCUUCGGACAGCGAGCCUGAAGAGGAACUUCCUCGCGGCUCACGGGCACGGCAUGCUGGAGCAAACGAAGCGGAGCCGGAACACUCAGGUGCAGAGCAUGGCUCAGAAGCAGAGCUGGGCAGCGAGAGUAUACUAGACCAGCUGUUCGAGGAAAACUACGAGUUCUACGACCGGCUCGACCGCGAAGUCCCGAGGGGACCGGCAAAGUCCCCUGCAUGCUCGUCAGCACACAUGGACACGCUUAUGACUGAUGGAAGCACAACAUACGACACUUUGUCUUGGGCCCCGACCGAGCCGGCAUACUACCAUACACCAUCCGGCUACCCAGCUUGCGAUCCUGUGCCGCUCCACUAUCCGUGUCCGCACACCUCAGAGGGAUAUGCGUACCAGUACGCGCCUGUACAAUGGCAACAGCCACCUGUGCAGCCGACGAACCACCAUAAUGGAUACGGCUGCGUGGAGCCUCAGACUGUUGGCUACUACUACGAGCCUCAUCUGCACAAUCACCGGUACGGCCCUUCGCCAAUGGCAGGUCAGACCCCUUGGCAGCCCGAGGUGUGUCGCCCGCAGUCUAUGCAGACGCCUAGCCAGAUGCAGCAUGGCAUGCACUCAUCCCACUCUCCCGACGCACACGCGAGGACUCAUCAACGCAAAACUCCCCGGCAGAUUCAAGAAGACAAGGCCAAAGCGGACAUUGUUCUGAAAGCGCUUCGAGGCUCGAGCCGGCAUCCAGAUCGAGCCUCGUCCAGCCGCCACGAAGAAGGCGAGGAAUGGUCUACAUUGCAAGCGACUCGCACACGGCCGGACGGUACGCUAUCGCUGACAGCGGCGAUGCGCCGGCCAAUCCCGCCCACACGCCUCGCGCCGAGCAGCCGUGGAGGCAGCCGUCUAGCGUUGCCGCUCUACCGCACGGUGGGCAGCUCGGCAGAAGAGCGCCGGCGUGCCGAGAACCUGCUGGACAGGCCACCCUCAAUCGCACAGACAGGACGGAAACGAAAGGAGCCCGGGGCCUCCCCAGUGGCAGUAGCGCCCAGAACCAAGCGGCUCUUCCAGCCCGCGCCGCUGCCGCCCAGCACCUCUUCGCGCGCGUCGAAGGAUCGAGAUCGACGCUGA